Messenger RNA from Plenodomus lingam JN3, 933 nucleotides. It is a transcript of the gene PHB2, whose product is annotated as Prohibitin-2, subunit of the prohibitin complex (Phb1p-Phb2p). The record is from RefSeq and is a predicted model, not a curated record. Gene Ontology annotation, biological process: mitochondrion organization. Gene Ontology annotation, cellular component: membrane; mitochondrion. Lineage: Eukaryota; Fungi; Ascomycota; Dothideomycetes; Pleosporales; Leptosphaeriaceae.
AUGUCCGCACCCGAUCCCAAGGAAGCGUGGAGGCGCCUUCAGAGCGAGCUCACCCAGCGAGCCAGGUUCGGAGGAAGCGGAGGUGGCGCGCCCAAGGGUCUCUUCAGUGGCAUUGGAGGGUUGGUCUUGGUGGGCGGAGGCAUAUGGCUGGCGAAUAAUGCGCUGUUCAACGUGGACGGUGGUCACCGAGCAAUCAAGUACACCCGUGUCGGUGGUGUGCAGAAGGAAAUUUACAGUGAAGGAACGCACUUUCGGGUACCAUGGUUCGAGACGCCCAUCAUGUACGAUGUCCGUGCCAAACCACGAAAUGUCGCUUCCCUUACCGGAACCAAGGACUUGCAGAUGGUCAACAUAACCUGUCGUGUGCUCUCAAGACCGCGCGUCGACGCUCUUCCCCAAAUCUACAGGACCCUUGGCACAGACUACGACGAGCGUGUCUUGCCCUCGAUUGUCAACGAGGUGCUCAAGAGUGUGGUGGCGCAGUUCAAUGCCAGUCAACUCAUUACCCAGCGUGAAAACGUCAGCAGACUGGUGCGGGACAACUUGGUGCGAAGAGCAGCGCGAUUCAACAUCAUGCUUGAUGAUGUUUCACUUACUCACCUCGCCUUCUCCCCUGAGUUCACCGCCGCUGUCGAAGCCAAGCAAGUCGCUCAACAAGAAGCCCAACGCGCCGCUUUCGUCGUCGACAAGGCCCGCCAGGAGAAGCAAGCCACCGUCGUCCGCGCCCAGGGUGAGGCUCGUUCCGCUGAAUUGAUUGGUGACGCUAUCAAGAAGUCGAGGUCGUACGUGGACCUGAGGGAGUUUGAGAACGCCAGAAACAUUGCACAAAUCUUGCAGCAGUCCAACAACAAGGUCUACCUGGACAGCAAGGGUCUGGGUCUCGACAUUAGCCAGACAACUGCAGACAAAGAGCAGAGGGCGAGCAGAAAGUAA